AUGUCCUGGAAUUUCGAGCUGGUUGCCGGACCAUACGGAGGCACCGCAGAGGGGCCGGUCUGGGAUGGCCAGGCGGUGCUGUUUACGCAUAUCGCCGCGUCUAAAAUACUUCGAUACGACCCCAAAACCGGCGAAGUUUCCGAGUAUUUCAACGAAACAUUCAACACCAACGGAUUGUGCUUCGACGCCAAGGGCAAUCUUUACGGUUGCCAGCAGGGCCGCCGCCGCAUCGCCCGUUUCGACGCUGCCACCAACACCGCGGUUUCCAUGCCCCACCUGCUGGACGGAAUGCGGCACAACAACCCCAACGACCUGGUGGUGGACAAGUCGGGGCGCAUCUGGCUGACCGACCCCUAUUCCGGGAUCGGAGACAGCGGACCGCAGGAACUGGAUCACAUGUCCGUGCUGCGUCUGGAUCCCAAGGGCGGCGACCAAUGGGAGCUGGUGCGGGCCACCACCGACAUCAGCCGCCCCAACGGCAUCCUGAUCAGUCGCGACCAGCGCACCCUGUACAUCGCCCAAAGCGAUUACGGAGCCACCCGACGCCGGGAACUGCGAGCGUAUCCCAUAGCCGACGACGGCUCACUGGGCGAUUACACCGUGCUGCACACCUUCGGUAUAGACGGCGGCGCCGCUGAUGGCGAUUUGAGAGGCACGGGCGCUGCCGGUGUACAGAGAGGCGUGGACGGCAUGACCCUGGACAUCGACGGCAACAUCAUCGUCUGCGCCGGCUGGGAGGCCGCCGGGCCCGGGCCCAUCAUCUACGUAUUCUCGCCCACGGGCCGGGUGCUGGAGACACACCCCCUGCGCGUGGAUCGACCCACCAACUGCUGCUUCGGCGACGCCGAUAUGCGCACGUUGUACGUAACCACCGGCGGCGGUCACCUGUUCCGGGCUCGCACCGACCGCACCGGGUGGAUCAUGUGGCCCUAG
Messenger RNA from Geodia barretti, 933 nucleotides. Lineage: Eukaryota; Metazoa; Porifera; Demospongiae; Tetractinellida; Geodiidae. The record is from the annotation of a GenBank genome assembly.